AUGGCCUCCCCCCGUCCUGCCUCUCCUCUGACCUCAGGUGCCGAGUCUGGCCCCGACUCCAAGUCCGCCGGCGCUGCUGUCGCCUCCGGCUCUGCCGUCGGCCGUCCUUCCUCGCCCACUCCCCCCGGCGGUCCUCGCGCUGCUAUGCGCCGUCGUGCCGCCGCUGACCACAAGGAGUCUCUUCGCAAUGUUCGCCCCAGCUCUACUCGCUCUGCUGGUGCCGGUGGUUCUUCGGGUACCAUGCUGAAGCUCUACACUGAUGAGAGCCCCGGUCUGCGGGUCGACCCCGUUGUUGUUCUGGUGCUGAGUCUGGGCUUCAUCUUCUCGGUUGUUGGUCUGCACGUCAUCGCCAAGGUUUCCCGCAAGUUCUCCGCAUAA
This is a messenger RNA of Penicillium cosmopolitanum, 378 nucleotides long. Its product is annotated as SEC61-beta family protein. The record is from RefSeq and is a predicted model, not a curated record. Gene Ontology annotation, biological process: intracellular protein transport. The transcript is spliced from 3 exons. Gene Ontology annotation, cellular component: Sec61 translocon complex. NCBI's taxonomy places the organism in Eukaryota, Fungi, Ascomycota, Eurotiomycetes, Eurotiales, Aspergillaceae. The coding region runs from base 1 to 378 and encodes 125 amino acids.